AUGCGUCUAACCAUUGUUUCAACCGACCUCCUAAUCUCGGUCUUCUGCAUUCCAUUCAGUUACUGGCAAGUGCUCAUUUUCGACGACCAACGAUGGCUCUUCGGUUCCAUGAUGUGCUCUCUUCUGGCCUUUCUGCAAGCAAUGGCCGUAUUUCUCUCCGCGUGGACUCUCGUUGUCAUUAGUUUCGACCGUUGGAUGGCCAUCAUGUUCGUCUUGACUCCAUCGAUUCGAAUCACCACUCGAAGAGCUUUAUAUCUUGUAGCCGCCACAUGGAUCUUUAGUAUUCUAAUGGCCCUCCCUCUUCUCUUCACCACAAGAUCCUUCGAAAUCCAGGAAGGAAUCGAGAAUUGUGGAGAGAAUUGGACAUAUUUCGGUGAUGCGGGAGAGCAAGUCCGGAAAGUCUAUUCGUCGAUGGUUGUCAUUCUACAGUAUAUUGUACCACAGGCUGUUCUCAUAAUCACUUAUACACAUAUCGGAAUAAAGAUGUGGAAUAGUCGGGUGCCGGGAAUGCAGAAUGGAGCAACGAAGAAGAUGAUUGUGGAUAGACAUGAAAGUGUGAAAAAGCUUGUCCCAAUGGUCAUCCUCAUCUCGGCUCUCUUCGCUCUAUGCUGGCUUCCGUUGCUCAUUCUGAUCAAUGUGAUCCCAGAAUUUUAUCCGAAUAUCAACAGUUGGGGAUACAUUCUGUACUUGUGGUGGUUUGCUCACGGGCUCGCAAUGCUGCACUCCAUCGUCAAUCCCGUCAUUUAUUUCAUCCGUAACGCCCGUUUCCGUGAGGGAUUCUGCUACUUCUCAUCCAAACUUCUCCCAUGUAUUGCAUUCAAAGAAUUCCGACUGCUGACGGAUAAUAAUACCAGUCGGAGGCACCGUUUACGAGAUAUUCACGAGGUGGAGGCCUUGACCGGCAAACAUUCCGUUCGGCACGUUUCUUCGAAGCACGACCGCUUGUCGUCAUCCGAAAUAACUCUGCCAAUUCUCUCGCGUAGUUUCUCGCGAGUCCUUCGAAAGAUUGAUUUACCAUGUACUUGA
Molecule: messenger RNA, 1026 nt
Organism: Caenorhabditis remanei
Lineage: Eukaryota; Metazoa; Nematoda; Chromadorea; Rhabditida; Rhabditidae
Exons: 5
Coding region: 1-1026 (341 amino acids)
Biological process (GO): neuropeptide signaling pathway
Cellular component (GO): membrane
Molecular function (GO): neuropeptide receptor activity
Source: RefSeq, a predicted model, not a curated record